AUGGAGAAACUAACAACUGGAUUCGAUCUAAUAUCUAGAGAUGAUGAAGAACAGUUAACCUAUAGUCAUAAAAAGAAUAAUUCUCAUUCAACUGGUUUGACUACACUGUCUUUUACAAAUGAAAUAAAUCCAGAGUUAUUACCACCAGUUUUAACAGUAACAAGUCCUACUGAUAGUAAACCCUAUAGUAUAGAUUUAUCAUGUAAUACUCAUAAAAUUGAAGCAAAAGAUGAAGAGGAUAUGACCACUAGAAAACGAUAUCAAUUAUCCGUUGAUUUAGGAUGUUCAAGUUAUGAUACUGGUAGUAAAUUAAGACGAUAUAGUGAUCAAGGUGGUACUAGAAUAUCUCCUAUGAACUCACAUCUUUCUUUAUCUUCACCAUAUAAACGACGAAGUUUAUAUAAUAUUACUACAAAUUCACAUAAUCAUGAUUAUUAUAAGACAAAACUUUAUCCACCGACAAGAACAAAGAAUACUUCUUCAUCUAAUGUUGAUCUUUUAGCUGAAGCUAUAUUACAAAUGCAUGGUACAUUGAAGUUUCCAGAAAAUGAUCUAAUUCCAAAGUCAAAGAUUGAUUGUCGUCGUUCAACAUUAGGAUGUUCAGCAGUUAACUGUUUCCCUAUAAAGUUAACUAAUACACCAAAAAAGUUAUUUGUUCAUGAGGAUACAGAAGUUUAUAAAUUAGCCGAUAAUCAAAAACAACUUUCUACUUCAAGUAAUCAAAAUGGAUUACUCUCUACUACUACUACUACUACUACUACUACUACUGCUACAUUGAAUUCUCGAAGAAAUUCUGAAUUUAUUAAGAAUAAUCAUGAAUGGAAAUUAUUUACACCAAAUGAAGGUUCUCUGAUGAAAUCAUCAUAUAAAAAUGCAUCAAUACACUUUGGUAAUGAUGAGGAAAAGAUUAAAUCGUUUGAAGGUUAUAAACAUCAAAGUAAUGAAAACCAUUUCAUAAAAUGUCAUCCAAUGAAAUUAGAUAUCUCCAGUACUAAUCAUGGGAUUAGUCGUCUAACAGAAAAUCAACUUAACAAAUCUCCAGAAUCAUUGAAUACAAUCUCCUUGCAUGUACCUAAAUUACCUUUAAUAAAAAGUAGCCUAAGUAAUGAUGGUGAACUUUCUCAACGGAUAAGACGUGUUUCAAUGAUGCUACAGAAUAGGCAAGACAGUACAACACAAUCAGCUAGUCAACGUAGUGAUAGUGUGGAUUAUAACUUUCCUAAACUAAUUGAUUCUAAAUGUUCAAUGAUUCCACUGAAAAAGAAUAUGAAAGAUGAUAUAUUGAAGGUGAGAACCAUUUCUCAAGAUACUGAUAGUUAUUCAGACAGUCCAGUGAAAGUAAACAAGACCUUUGAUCAUGGUCAUCUUAAUCCACUUGAAGAUAAUUUAAUAAUUAAUAAAGAAAUACAAAAAAAUGAUUAUAAAAUUAGAAAUAACUUUAAUGAUAAAAAUAUAUUACUGAAGAAUAAGUAUAAAAGAGAACGUCGACUUACAGAGAAAUUAUCUAAAGGGAUUGGAUAUCAUCUUGGUAGAAGGCGUCGACUUCUUGAAAGUAGAAGAAGAAUGGCUGAUUUUGCACUGGCUUUCAGUAUAUUUGGAAUUAUUGCAGCAUUCCUUGACAUUGAAUUUAUUUCUCGUUCAUUGUAUCAUAAAAACAGUAUCUAUUCAAUGAUUAUGCGUAUACUGAUCAGUUUUUCAACUGUUAUCCUUCUUCUACUCAUCAUCUCUUAUCAUACUUAUGAUAUUAUGGUAUUUUUAUGCGAAGAAUAUACAAAAGACUGGCGAAUAUGUGUAACAAAGUAUAGAGUUAUACAAAUUGUUACAGAGUUAUUUAUUUGCUCAAUUCAUCCCUUUCCUGGUAUUGAUUUAUUCUAUGAUCGUCAAUUCCCAGUGACUAAUUUCAUAAAUUAUAAACGAAAUCAUCCACUUCAUCAUUUAGAUGAUCAUUUUAGUCCAUAUUUACUGUUAAUUUUACCAAUGUUAGGUCGACUUUACUUAGCAUUACGUGCAUUACUCUUACACUCAAGAAUGUUCAAUGAUGCUGGAUCACGAAGUAUUGGAGCAAUGAAUAAGGUCAGCUUUGAUCUACAAUUUGUACUGAAAACGUUGAUGACUUUGUGUCCUGCAAAAGCUUUGCUUAUCUUUAUUACAACCAUCUGGAUUAUAUUUAGUUGGACGUUAAGAGCAUGUGAACUUGAACAAGGAGAAAAUCAUUUAAGUUUGCUGAAUUCUGCUUGGCUUAUAUCUGUGACAUUUUUAAGCAUUGGAUAUGGUGAUAUAGUUCCACACACCAGUUGUGGUCGUUUAAUUGCUGUCGCCACUGGCUUAAUGGGUUCUGCAUGUACUGCAUUAUUGGUCGCUGUAUUUUCAAGGAAGUUGGAAAUGACAAAAGCUGAGAAACACGUCCUACAUUUCAUGGAAUCCAGUAAAUUAAGUAAAAAGGUAAAACAUUGUGCUGCAAAUGUGCUCAGAGAGACAUGGUUGCUGUAUAAACAUGCAAAACUUAUGCCAACGUUUAAUUCACGUCGAGUGAGAACACAUCAAAGAAAAUUUCUUCAAGCUAUUUACAGAUUAAGAACAAUGAAAGUAAGACAGAGAGAACUCCAAGACAAAUCGAAUUCCUUGGUAGAUUUAGCAAAACUACAAACAAAUGUUUAUGAACGGGUCGCCGAAAUUUCGUUACAUCAAGAAGAUUUCCAAAAUCAACUAACUAAUAUUGAAGAAAUGCUCAAAAAUGUACAGAUAUAA
Messenger RNA from Heterobilharzia americana, 2748 nucleotides. The record is from the annotation of a GenBank genome assembly. NCBI's taxonomy places the organism in Eukaryota, Metazoa, Platyhelminthes, Trematoda, Strigeidida, Schistosomatidae.